CAGCGGCGUGCUCUUUUCCUCAAGUUCCUGGUAUCCCAGCCGGUGAGCCAAGCCGGCUCUUCGCGGUCUUCCUGCUUCAGCCGUCGUCUCUGCUAGGUCGCUCUCCGCCCUGCAGCUCGAGGCCACCGCUCGUGCGCGCACUCCCCCGCACGCGACGAACUCAUGGCGGAGCGCGGGGAACUCGAUCUGACCGGCGCCAAACAGAACACUGGCGUGUGGCUGGUGAAGGUUCCUAAAUAUUUGUCCCAGCAGUGGGUCAAAGCCCUUCCUGGAAUAGGUGAAGUUGGGAAACUGAGGAUUGCCAAGAAUCAAGGAAGGACUGAGGUAUCAUUUACUUUGAAUGAGGAUCUUGCAAAUAUUCAUGAUAUUGGUGGAAAACCAGCUUCAGUCAGUGCUCCUAGAGAGCAUCCAUUUGUCUUGCAAAGUGUUGGAGGACAGACAUUAACAGUGUUUACUGAGAGCUCCUCAGAUAAACUGUCAUUGGAAGGAAUAGUGGUACAGAGAGCAGAAUGCCGACCUGCUGCCAGUGAAAACUACAUGAGAUUAAAGAGAUUGCAAAUAGAAGAGUCCUCCAAACCUGUAAGACUAUCCCAACAGCUGGACAAAGUCGUAACUACCAAUUACAAGCCCGUCGCUAACCAUCAGUACAAUAGGGAGAGGGAGAGGGAGAAAAAAGAAGAUGGAAAGCGGGCCCGGGCGGACAAACAACACGUCCUAGACAUGCUGUUUUCAGCCUUCGAGAAACAUCAAUACUAUAAUCUUAAGGAUUUAGUGGACAUCACAAAGCAGCCUGUGGGAUACCUGAAAGAAAUACUAAAAGAAAUCGGCAUUCAGAAUGUAAAAGGGAUUCACAAGAAUACAUGGGAACUGAAGCCAGAAUACAGGCAUUACCAAGCAGAAGAGAAGAGUGACUGAGGAGCUGGCACAGUUAAGGUUGCCAUAGGCCAGCGGCUCACAUCGCAUGCUGGCACCCUGCAGCGACAACAUGGAGACCACAGUCCUGCAGCUCCUCUCAAUAAACUGUUAAAGCUGGGA
Molecule: messenger RNA, 1035 nt
Organism: Arvicola amphibius (Eurasian water vole)
Lineage: Eukaryota; Metazoa; Chordata; Mammalia; Rodentia; Cricetidae
Gene: Gtf2f2
Product: general transcription factor IIF subunit 2
Biological process (GO): transcription initiation at RNA polymerase II promoter; transcription by RNA polymerase II
Cellular component (GO): transcription factor TFIIF complex
Source: RefSeq, a predicted model, not a curated record